CCUUGCUUCAGCUUCACGCCACGAACUCUCGUAGAUGAACCGAGGUGCACGGACUCAGGCUGGAAGUGACUGACCCUUGCGAACAGUCGGAAUCUGUUUAGCCCAGACAAGGUACAUUUCUAAUCCCGACAGGGAUCGCACGAUGCAUAUGGAGAAAUCGCACGCAGAACGAGUUUGCAUGCCGUUUGUGUGACACUGACCUACCUCUGCCUGAUUGGGGUCUUUGUCAUCAGCAACAGAGAGGCAGAUGGCCGUUCUAUUUUCAGUGACAUCAGCUGGAGACUCAAGAUUGUGCCGCGGCAAUGCUAUGGUGAAGCGUGCCAGCGAUGACGGAUGUGGAGGCCACUUACGAGGACUUCAUCGCUUCUCGACGAUCCGGCCGCAGGAACGCCAUCCACGAGAUCCCAGGAGACCCGGGAGCGCAGGAGGCCGCUGACCUGUCCCAGACUCUGGCACAGCUUAACAUCAACAAAUCUGGGGAUGAGGAAGUGGACGCAGAGAAAGGCCAGGGCGAUUCAGCAAAAGAAGAGGAGACUAAAGCUGAAGACUCCUAAGUUGAAAUGGAGGGGUCUAGAAUAAUCCCAGGAUUCUCCAGCUUUCAGCUCACCGUUUACAACCGAGAGAGAAACUCAAGAAAACCCUCUACUGCCAUCAUCCCAGCAGGACAAAGUUUUCUUGCUGCGUUUGGUGAUCUAGGAUCUAGGUCGACUGUGAGCGUAGCGUGAUGUCAGCAACUAAAAUCAAUGUGUUUUCACAAUUAGGUGUGGAGAAAGGAAGGCCACAGACACCAAAACGAAAAUGGUCCUCUAAAGAUUUUUUGAGGCAAAUUCUUAAGAGUUGCCACUAAGUCUAAGCAUGUUUACCUUCCCCUUGUUCUGCCUUUACUCAACCAGCACUCAUUUCUCUGAAACACUCCCAGGAAAAGGUGACCAGGGUCUGAAAAUACUCACUCCUCCACUUCGUCAUCUUCUCUUGCAAGUACUGCACACACGAACCCUCUCUUAAUGUCUCCUGUCAGCUGUUUCCUUGCGCUCAAUAAUUUUCUGCAUGAUUUUUUUUCCCCCUCUGGACCAUAGACCUAGUUUAGCUAAUUAGCUUUGUUGACUUUCUAUUUGUCCAUCUGCCUUAGGUAAACUUAGACACAGCUGAUUCAAAUGAUGAUUAGGUAACACACUGAUAACCCCUGGAAAGUAGAGUCUUAGGUCUAUUCUGCUUCUGAGGCAACGUGCAGAUUAGAUUAAAUAUUUGUUGUUUUUCAAAUAUUUCAACACCUUUUCUUCAAGAUCUGCACAUGAAGUUAUGGUUUUCUGCCAUGUGAAGGAUAUUGUAAUGCAGCUUACAUUUCAUCACUUAAAAAUGGAAUAUUUUUGCACUAAUAAGUAAUGAGCUGUUAAUAUUUUUAGUAUUAGUUUUGCAAUUACAUUUGGAAGAUGAAACGCUCUGGACUAAGAUUUUUCUUACCGUCAUGCCUUUCGCUGUCUGUGACAAACAAAUUUCACCCUGAAAUCCACAUUCUUCACAUUUCUGGUCUCCAUACAGUAACACACUGCCAUGCAUUAUAUUCUAAUCAUUUUUGUAUGUUGUCUUGUUUCAAAUUUAACGUGUGAUCUUGUGCAGCCCCAGGAGUAUAACGGAUAUUUGUUGUUGCUAGAAAUUGCACUACUGAUUGCACUCAGCUCUAACCAUGCGUGGAUUCUGAUUAAUUUAUUUAUUUACGUUUGAUGGGAUGACUCUUGGGCCUGUAUACUCUGCUCAUAAACCUUUUCAUAGUAAAAUAGCUUUAAUACUAUAAUGGUAUUUUUGCCUUGUAUAACUAAACCAAAACAUAUGAAGAUGCACUCUCAAAAAAUGUCUUUGUAAAAUUGAUGCUGUGAAAUUCUUUCAUUCAGUUGUAUUAUGGUAUCUGAUUUUUUUUUCCUCUUUAAAUUUGAGGUAUUAUUCAGAAUAUUUGUGGAUAAAAAAAAUGUUUGUACCGUAAAGCAACUCAGGUGUAAUUUGUUUUAAUGACCAAAACUGUUGCAAUGUUGGUGACUGAUGGCAGCCAUGUUGAUUUUUUUAUAUAUAACUGUCUUCAGGAACUCGGGCACACCACGGAAAAGGCAUUUCACGGUUUUGAAAUGUUUUCAGUUUACUUACAGCAGCUUUGACACUUUUAAGUUAUGUGUGAUAUAAUGACUAGAGGAGACGUUUGGGUGUGGAGAAAUAACAUGGUCACUGCUUCCCUCUGGUGGUCAGCUAGACCUAAUCUUCACUAAUAAAGAGCCAUAUGACACAAACUGUUUAGAGACUCUAUGAAUUAUGAGAUUAUGUUCACUUAUAGUUGGGUUGAAGCAUGACGAGUCAAAAAUAAAACACAUGCAACACA
Molecule: messenger RNA, 2365 nt
Organism: Xiphophorus couchianus (Monterrey platyfish)
Lineage: Eukaryota; Metazoa; Chordata; Actinopteri; Cyprinodontiformes; Poeciliidae
Gene: pkia
Product: cAMP-dependent protein kinase inhibitor alpha
Exons: 3
Coding region: 327-554 (75 amino acids)
Biological process (GO): negative regulation of protein kinase activity
Molecular function (GO): cAMP-dependent protein kinase inhibitor activity
Source: RefSeq, a predicted model, not a curated record